UUGCGGCGGCGGUGCCGGCGGGAGCGGGAGAGCGGCCAUGGAGCGCGGCGGGGUGCGGGAUGCGGUGCGGCGGGGGUCUCUGUCGGUCGGCUUCUUGCCGCCCUUCGCGCACUUCGCCACGCAGGCCAUCCACGCCGGGCAGGAGCCCGAGCAGUGGCGCUCGGCCGCCGUGGUGCCACCCAUCUCCCUCUCCACUACCUUCAAGCAGCAGGCCCCCGGGCAGCACACGGGUUUUGAAUACAGCCGGAGUGGAAACCCUACACGGAACUGCCUGGAGAAGGCUGUAGCAGCACUAGAUGGAGCGAAAUACUGUUUAGCUUAUGCUUCUGGCUUAGCUGCUACUUUGAAUAUUACUCACCUGUUAAAGGCAGGGGAUAUGAUUAUCUGCAUGGAUGAUGUCUAUGGAGGAACAAACAGAUACUUCAGGGAAGUAGCCAUGAAACUGGGUUUGAAUGUAGUUUUUGUGGAUUGCGCAAAAAUGGAAUGCCUGGAAGCUGCAAUUACACCAGAGACCAAGCUUGUUUGGAUUGAAACGCCCACAAACCCCACGCUGAAGGUCAUUGACAUUCGGGCCUGUGCAGCUGUAGUGCAUAAGCAUAAAGAUGUUCUUCUAGUGGUAGACAACACUUUUAUGUCUGCAUAUUUCCAGCGUCCUUUAUCUCUGGGGGCUGAUAUUUGUAUGUAUUCUGCAACCAAAUACAUGAAUGGGCAUAGUGAUGUUGUAAUGGGACUUGUUUCAGUAAACUGUGAUGACCUCUACGAAAGGCUCAAGUUCUUACAAAACUCUCUUGGAGCUGUUCCAUCUCCCUUUGACUGUUACCUGUGCAAUCGUGGUUUGAAGACACUGCAAAUCCGGAUGAAACAACAUUUCCACAAUGCAUUAGCUGUUGCUCGAUUUCUUGAGUCGCAUUCCCUGGUGGCUAAAGUAAUUUUCCCAGGCUUGCCUUCACACCCUCAGCAUGAGUUGUUCAAGCGGCAGUGUACUGGCUGUCCUGGGAUGGUCGCCUUUUAUGUUAAAGGAAAUCUUGAACAUGCUACUACCUUUCUCAAGAAUUUAAAGGUUUUUGCACUGGCUGAGAGUCUGGGUGGCUAUGAAAGCCUGGCAGAGCACCCGGCCAUCAUGACUCACUCUUCAGUGCCCAAAGCAGAUAGAGAAGCUCUUGGAAUCAGUGAUACAUUAAUUCGCCUGUCAGUUGGUUUGGAAGACGAAGAAGAUUUACUGGAAGACCUGGAUCAAGCUCUGAAAGCUGCAUUUGCAGACCGUAAGGCUUGACGUUUGAAACGGGAACUUGGACUUGAACAUUGAAGUGGUUAAAGAAGGUGACAUGGAAAGCAAAAUUGCUGAUGAUUUUCCUUUGAUUUGUCUUUGAGGAUUUAAAUCUGCUCAAUCGAAUGCUGAAUUCCCAGGGAGUUCUCACUGCGUGCUGUUAGUUAAUUCUGCUGAUACCUGGCUAGACAUAGACCGUGCACUGCGGCGCACAGGCUGUGCUCUCCUGUGGGUCUGUUUCUGUGUAUUGUAAUCCUUUGGCUUUGGAAUUUAUGGAGUCAGUAAGCUGUGAGAGCAGCCACGAUGCACACUCAGGAAUAUAAUCCCGGUUCUCUCAGCAGAGAUCAGUGUUUCUCAUUUGUUGUGCUCAUGCUGCAGGGGUGUUAGAUCAAAAGAGUUGGUUUGUGUUGUUGCUCCUCAGGAUGCACAGUUAGUUUUUCUGAUCUCUUCUAAUGCAGCAAACCAACUUUAAAACUGUGGAUUUACCUUAGAUUUUAAUUUUUUUAAGUUAAGUUGGAAAUGUGCUUAAAUACUUUUUCCUCUGUUGAUGUUUUAUGGAGUAUUGAAAAUGAAGAGAAGUCCAACACCUGGUAAACAAUGGUAACUUUCUAAAGAGGAUUCUUUCACUCAAAAAAAAAAAAAAAAAAAAAAAAAAAGAAAUAAUCAUGUAAUGUUAAUUGUAGUAAUUAUUUUAUUCUUAUUUGGAAUUUGAAUAAUCCUACUUAAAAUACACUUUGAAUUUCCCUGA
Falco peregrinus (peregrine falcon) is the source of this 2015-nucleotide messenger RNA. It is a transcript of the gene CTH, whose product is annotated as cystathionine gamma-lyase. Gene Ontology annotation, cellular component: cytoplasm. Bases 38 to 1273 code for a protein of 411 amino acids. The transcript is spliced from 12 exons. Gene Ontology annotation, molecular function: pyridoxal phosphate binding; cystathionine gamma-lyase activity. Gene Ontology annotation, biological process: transsulfuration. The record is from RefSeq and is a predicted model, not a curated record. Lineage: Eukaryota; Metazoa; Chordata; Aves; Falconiformes; Falconidae.